AUGCUGAGAACCGCAAUUCGAGUGAGAAUAGGGCGACCUGCCUCAUCAACUCGGUUCAAUCACUCCUUAGGAUCUCAGCAGCAGAGCAGCAGUCCACAGCCUGGUGGUGGCGCUGACGCGAAGCCUAAAACCGUGUCAUUUGGUUUCAAAACGGUCCCUGAAGACCUCAAAGAAACUCUUGUUAAAAAUGUAUUCGACUCAGUCGCCUCGAAAUACGACCUGAUGAACGAUGCUACGUCUUUCGGUGUUCAUAGGUUGUGGAAAGACUCUUUUGUGUCGUCCCUGAGGCCUGGCCGAAAGGGACCUUUGAAAUGUAUAGAUGUGGCUGGUGGAACGGGCGACAUCGCACUUCGAAUUUUGGACUACGCCAAAGACAACUAUUACGACAGGGAGACCACUGUGGAUGUCGUGGAUAUCAAUGCUCAAAUGUUGAAGGAAGGUUACCGGAGAUUCAAGCAAACUAUGUAUCACAAUACACCACAGAUAUCUUUUCAUGAAUCAAAUGCCCAGGAUCUGGGUGCAGAAAAAUUCAAAGAUAACACAUAUGACCUAUAUACAAUUGCUUUUGGGAUUCGCAAUUGCACCGAUAUCCCAGCUGUAUUACGCGAAGCAUACCGUGUCUUGAAGCCAGGAGGGACUUUUGCUUGCCUCGAGUUCAGCAAAGUGAACAACCCUCUAUUGAGCACGUUAUAUGAUCAGUAUUCAUUUACUGUCAUCCCUUUACUUGGCACCAUUCUGGCAGGAGAUCGUGACUCAUAUCAAUACUUGGUGGAGUCUAUCCGCAAGUUUCCUCCUCAACAAGAAUUUGCUCAAAUGAUCAGAGAUGCUGGGUUUUCCACUGGGAAAGACGCUGACGGAGGAGCCUGGACAGAUCAGUGGGGUGGUAUUGCAUGCGUUCAUACCGGUGUUAAGCUAUAG
Molecule: messenger RNA, 918 nt
Organism: Psilocybe cubensis
Lineage: Eukaryota; Fungi; Basidiomycota; Agaricomycetes; Agaricales; Agrocybaceae
Exons: 3
Coding region: 1-918 (305 amino acids)
Biological process (GO): ubiquinone biosynthetic process
Molecular function (GO): methyltransferase activity
Source: RefSeq, a predicted model, not a curated record